GAAGGAGGAAGGAGGGCACACGUUACCUGGAAGCUCCCAGGACCGCACAGGCAGCGAGGGGGCUGAGCCGUAGCCACAGUCGGGUCUCAGACUAGAGGGCUGGGGGGGCGGGGAAAGGUGCCGCCUUAACUCCCCGCCUUCCUCCAGGACUCUGCCUUUAGCUGAGCGGUCGACGCCUCCGGGGCAGCUCUCCUCCUGCCUAGGCUGGCUAGGCGGCCAGCUGCUGGGGCUGCCUUGGCCCCCAUUCCCCGUAGCCUGAGCGCUCAGGCUGCCGCCAGGGCUGCGUCCAGCGCACCGAGGGCGCUUCUGGCCUCAGACUAGGACCGUGACCUGACUCCGGGAGGCUAAAGCUCUGGUGGGUGGCUCUGCCGGCUGGCUGUGAGAAAAGAGUCUGACAGACUGUCAGAAGUACUGACAAGCAAACUGACCUCCGGGACCUCAGCCUCGCGGGAAGAGAUGCCCCCUUCGCCGGCGCUGGCCCUCUUCUACCCGGGAGUGAAGAAGACGGCUGGAGGCUGCGCUUGAGGACUGCGCUGGCCCUCCAGGAGCGCAGUGGGGGCCCCACCUCGGUGGGGGUGAGCUGCAGCGGGGCUGGGACUGGGGACUGAGCUAGGACCCCAGAGGAGACCAGAGAGAAAACCGCGAAAAACAGAGCUGGGCCCCGCGGAGGGGCACAGAAACCGGCCAUCAGGUGCGAAGCUCUCUCCGCUCCACCCACAGACCGGUGCAGGGAGGAACCUCAGAGGUAUCUAGGCUGACCCGCCUCUGCCUCAGCAUUCCCACUCUUUGUCUCCUACACACAGGAGUGCAGCCUCUGAGGAGAGCCCUCCACUGAUGGGGAGCUCACUUCCUCCACCUUGGAUUGCUCUGCCCCAAGAUCACGCCGUUGCAACGUCACCAGUGAUGUAGGAGAGGAAAUGUUUUUCCAGAAAUUCCAGUAGCCUUGAGCAUCGCCAUUUUAAGUAUUUUGCCGAGUUUACAGAAUUGGUGCCCCUGUGAUUCUCGCCAUGGAGACGUUCUUGUGCAUCGUCCUUCUCACCACAUUCUCUUCUGGCCUGGUCUCCACUCUUAAUGACACAGAGCCAACCUUGGAGCCUGAGGUCAUCACGGAUGCCUCCCCGGAGCACCAAAAGAUUGUGGAUGCCCAGUUCAAGUGCUUUGAGCGAAUGAACAGCAAACCUCCCUACAAAAAAACAGGUCUGUUCUGUAACCGUACCUGGGAUGGGUGGCUGUGCUGGGACGAUACGCCUGCCGGGAAGGUCUCUGUGCAGAACUGUCCCGACUACUUCCCCGACUUUGACCCGACAGAACAGGCCUCCAAGUACUGUGACGAACAUGGGAACUGGUUCCAACACCCUGAGAGUAACCGGACCUGGUCCAACUACACACUGUGCAACUCAUUCACGUCAGAGAAGCUGAAGGCUGCCUACAUCCUCUAUUACAUGGCCAUCGUGGGACACACCCUGUCGAUCGCCUCCCUCCUUGGCUCGCUUGGGAUCUUGUUUUAUUUCAAGAACCUCAGCUGCCAGAGGAUCACACUGCAUAAGAACCUGUUCUUCUCUUACGUCCUGAACUCUCUGUUCACAAUUGUCCACCUGAUUGCAGUGGUGCCCAACACUGACCUUGUGAAAAGAGACCCCGUGAGCUGCAAGGUCCUACAGUUCUUCCACCAGUAUAUGAUGGGAUGCAAUUACUUCUGGAUGCUGUGUGAAGGCAUCUACCUGCACACUCUCAUUGUAGUGGCUGUGUUUGCUGAGGAGCACAGGCUGCACUGGUACUACCUUCUGGGCUGGGGUUUCCCUCUGAUACCAGCCUGCAUUCAUGCUGUUUCCAGAACCAAGUUCUUCAAUGACAACUGCUGGAUGAGUGUGGACACCCACCUGCUGUACAUCAUACACGCGCCCAUCAUGGCAGCGCUGCUGGUGAAUUUCUUCUUCCUGCUCAACAUCGGGCGAGUGCUGGUGACCAAGCUCCGCGACACCCACCGCGCCGAGUCCAACAUGUACAUGAAGGCCGUGCGGGCCGCGCUGAUCCUCGUGCCCCUGCUGGGCAUCCAGUUCGUCGUCAUCCCCUGGCGGCCCGAGAGCAAGCUGGCCGGAGAGGUGUACGACUACGUUAUGCACGUGCUCAUGCACUACCAGGGCUUGCUUGUGGCUACCAUUUUCUGCUUCUUCAAUGGAGAGGUCCAAGGAGCAUUGAAGAGACAAUGGGCACAGUAUAAGAUUCAGUGGGGCCAGCGGCGGAGGGAGCGCUGCUCCACCCGCUCCACCUCCUACACGGCCACCUCGCUCACAGAGGUCCCUGUUUACCUUUACUCUCCCGACUCCCACAAUGAACAACUCAACGGGAAGUUUGCCAUGGAGGAUUCCGAAAUCACCGCUCUGAGGUCUAGAGAGGUAUCCGCUUGAUUGGCUGGCAAAGGAGGUGUGGUGGGUCAUUUUGGUGUCUUCUUUUGUCCUCUUCCUGGCAGACUCUGGAGAUUCCUUCUCCAGGAAGCAAGUUUAGCGGCUAUGUGAAGAAUAUUUCAAUUGACUUGCAGAUGCAAGUCCUGCCCAGAGUGAGUAUCUGGGGAGAGUUAGCAUGUUUGAAUGCACACACACAGCAGUGUUUAUGACUUCUCCCAUCAUUAAUCCAGGACCUAGAACAAUCCUGUCACAGCUACAGGAACAAAGCCCACAGAAAGUACAGAAAAGUGAGGGGUUUGGGAGACAGGGUGCGCACUCGUCUUCCAUCCUGAGUCACAUUCAUACGUCACCCCUGAAGAAUGGCUCUCUCUUCUCAUGGCUCUCUGCUUGGAGGCUUCAGACCACAAACUUUCUGGGAACAUAAUGUUGGUUUCCCAGCUAAACAGGUCCAGUCUUCUGGGCUGUUGGUAUUUGUGGGGUGUCAUCCUGAUAGCAUGCCAUCUAAUGCUAGGCAACAUCUUCUGGGCUGAUUCAUUCAAACAUGAGCUACAUAUGCAAGUUUGGAAUCAAAGACUUUCCUGGCAAGUAAAUGCCAGGUUGGAGCAAAUGAGCAGGAUUUGGCUCAGGUCAUUGGACUGGUGCAUUUUUAACCCCUUUCUAAAAAUGCCUCCAGAGAUGCCGCCGUCCAUGAAAAGUUGGGCCUCCAGGAUCCAUGCCCACCUUAUGGACAGCUCCUGAGGCAUGGUGGGAGACUGUGUCCAGACCUGCAGCUUGCCUUGAAUGGAGGGGCGUCCAACCUCCAUGCCUGCUUUGUGGAUAACUCCCAAGGAACCGUGCACAGAGCUGCCAUUUUCAGGAAUGAAUGGCCCUCCAAGCUCUAUGCUCGCUUUGCAGAUGGCUCCCCAGGCAUGGCAAGGUACUGCACCCAGAGCUACAGCCUUCCCUGAAUGGAUAGGCCUUCAUGCUCACCUUGUAGACAACUUCCCAGGUCUAGUGGAGGAUUUUGCCCAGAGCCACCUUCUAUCAACAGAUGGGUCCUGAGGAUCUAUAUUUGCUUUGUGGUGAGGGGCUGUGCCCAGAGCUGCCAUCUUCUAUGAAUAAAUGGACCUCCAGCAGCAACGUUUGCCUUGUGAACAACUUCCCAGAUGAAGUGGAGGACUUUGCCCAAAGCUGCCAUGUUCCAUCAGUGGAUGGAACUAUGGAUCCAUGCCUGCCUUGCGGUGAGGGACUGUGUCCAGAACUGCCACCUUCCAUGAAUGAAUAUUCCUCUACACUCAUUGCUCUCCAACCCUGCCUCGUGUACAGCUCCCCAGGUGCAGUGGAGGACCAGAGGUAGUAUGCUCCAAUGGAGGGUAUUAAUUGUCCCUCCCCCCUUUAACAGCGGUUGGUUUUUCCAACUCUCCUAAACACCAGGGUUUGGAAGACAAAGGGAAGUUUGGGUGUCUGAGCCAUUUAAAGUGAUCUCCAUCUAGCAGAACACCCUCUGUCUGACUUCCCUAUGACUGACAGAUCAGAGGCCCAGUGGGAGUCUUCAUGGGCUUUGUCCAUGCUUAAGGCAAGUUUCUGAGAGAAGACUUCUCUAGGUAGAUUCAGCACUGGACAGCUCCCACUGGGCAUAAACCCAAGCAGGCUAGAAAUAUUAUUCUAGCUUUUGCCUGCCCAGCUAUUCACACACAGGGACGAGUUACCCUCCCUACUAAGCUCAAGACAUGUUGGUUGAUGCUUAGAGGAAACGAAGAGUUUGCUGAUACUCAUGUAUUUCAGGGUUAAAACUCACUGGGUCUCUCCAAUCCUUAACUAACCAACGUGAGCUGGAGCAGGACCAGCCAGUGUCCCGAAGGAGCAGGGGCAUCAAUAGGGCUGGGAAGGAAUCAGCGAAUCCAACAUGGCCCCUAGUGAUCUGAUCACUGUUUAAUGGUCAUGCUGAGGGACUCCGAGGGCCAGGCUGCAUGGAACUCCACCACUUCUCUGGUUUCCACACUUGGCUGUUUCAUUCACACCAUCUUUGAGGACAGAGUUAGUGGAGCUGAGACUGAGCGCAAUUAGGGUUACCCCUGCCUGGGUUUCCCUCACUGGAUGCAGGGCAGUACAAGAAUAUUCUCAGGCCCUAGGGUUUUGUGUGGCGCUGGGUGUCACCCCCACUUUGUUAGUCACUUUGGGAGAUGGGGGCCCAAGCCUGCUUCAAUGUAUGCUGAUGCUGUGACAUGUGCCUGAACACUGGAUGCUCCUGGUACUUUUAGCAGGACUGAAAAGCUGGCCCUUGUGGCCACCUGGGAAAACAGGACACCUAAGAAAGGUGACCGGUGCAACAGGGACAGUGAGUACUCUGCGUACUGUUUACAAAUCCUGCUCCCUGCCCAUAGUUGGACAAUCCAGGCCUCUGUGUCCACGGGAAGGGAUUCCACCCUCACUCCCUCGUCUCAUCUCUCACUCCUCUCAUUGGCCAAUUUUCCCAGUGGGAGUUUUUCCUGCAUGGGGCAAAGGGUGAAAGUAUGUCAUCUCUUAGGUACCACAUCCUCCUCAACCCCAAUUAUUGCUUGUGUCCAGAAGCCAUAUGUUUGUGAUCAUGCCUGAGCUUCAGUUAUUCCUGUGUUAUUCCUGGGCUUUAUGUGUGCCAGAUAAAGCAAACAUAAGACAAU
Molecule: messenger RNA, 5044 nt
Organism: Phascolarctos cinereus (koala)
Lineage: Eukaryota; Metazoa; Chordata; Mammalia; Diprotodontia; Phascolarctidae
Source: RefSeq, a predicted model, not a curated record